AUGAAUGUACGAAUGUUUUUCAAGGAAUUCGGAAUCCGCGAACUUCACGCUGCGGCCGUGGUCGUCCCCGCUCCGACGUCCCGUCUCAGCCCGGCGGAGAACUACGUCUUCAAUUGCAUCCGGCAGUUGUUCGGCAAGGACGUCCGCGACAACAUCUACCUGCUGCUCACGUUCUCCGACUGCGAACGGGGUCCAGCCGCGGACACGGUGAAAGAGGCGGGAAUCCCCUUCGUCAAGCACUUCCAAGUCAACAACUCCGUCCUCUACGCGGAUCGAGCCAAGGCCGAUCCCCUGGCUGAAACCUAUUGGAACAUCUCGGUCGAGGGAUACGAGGGAUUCCUGGACGAGGUGUUUCGCGUGAAACCUGUGAGCCUGGAGUUGACCAAGGUCAUCAUGGAGGAACGCCAAGCCUGGGAGGAACAGUUUCACCAGCUCCAUCUCCAAUUGGAUCGAAGUUUCAAGGAGCUUGCGAAAUUCCGAGAGGAUUGCAAGUCCUCGGAGCCGGACCCCCCAGGUCUAGACGAAAAGCUGAAGAAGCUUAAGGAAGAGAUCCGCAAAGUGAUGACCGACGUGGACCACCACCACGCGCAGCUGCAGGGGAAGUCUCUCAAUUCCCACCAGAUGACGUCCAUGGAUUACAUCUCCCUCAUGAUUAACACCGAGGUUCAGGAACGGAAACCAGGUCAUCAAGAUCGGCUCAAGCUCCUCAAGGCUGUCAAGGUCGAGGACCCCACCAAUUCCCAGAAGCCGGAGGAGAAGGAUCAAGAAAAAGUGCUAGAUAAUUCAAAGCCGAAUCAGGGAUCCCCCGCCGAGUUCAGCAGACUUCACCGCUUCUGGAGAAGUUUGCCGAUCGGGUCCGGUCGAAAAAAUCAGCAAAAUAAGGUUACCCAACCACAAGACAGCUCAAUACUCGAUGGCGAGUACUCUGAUGCCCCGGAUACUCCUGCCCAAGAGGGCAUGCAGCAUGAUGCAGGAUUGCACCGAGGAGGGCUUUGGAGGUCCUUGAGGAGGACAUUGAGUGGUUGGGGCAAACGACGACACGAAAACCGGCAUUCAAAAACCAUACCCGAGGAAGGACAAGGGCAGGAAGUGAAGGAGCAGAAGCAGGAGAAGGAAUCUGACGUGCCAUCAGCUGAAAUGCCAGAAGCACCAUCAGACAGACCAGUAGCACAACCAGAGAAAUCAGAACCAAGGACAGGAAAACAUAAUUGUAUCAUUCUCUAACGAGUAUCCCAUGCAGCGAGUCACAUCUUUUUUAUGUAUAGGAUGUGAAAGGAUGGGAAUGUAAUAAAAUUUUAAAAAUCCUG
Messenger RNA from Darwinula stevensoni, 1307 nucleotides. NCBI's taxonomy places the organism in Eukaryota, Metazoa, Arthropoda, Ostracoda, Podocopida, Darwinulidae. The record is from the annotation of a GenBank genome assembly.